AAAAAGUACAGGCAGAAAUUGACAGAGUGAUUGGUCAGAGGAGGGCAGCAAACCUGGCUGACCGAGAGUCCAUGCCCUACACCAAUGCUGUCAUCCAUGAGGUGCUGAAGAUGGGCAACAUCAUCCCCUUGAAUGUUCCCAGGGAAGUCGCAAUGGAUACCAAUUUGAAUGGAUUCCACCUGCCAAAGGGCACCAUGGUUCUGACCAACCUGACUGCACUGCACAGGGACCCGAGAGAGUGGGCCACCCCAGACACAUUCAAUCCAGAGCACUUUUCGGAGAAUGGACAGUUUAAGAAGAGAGAAUCUUUUCUGCCAUUCUCAAUGGAAAUGACAAAGGUGAGGAUAAGCAGCUGGGUCUUCCUGGGAAUAAAAAUAUGGUGGUUUAGAAGAUUCCAAUUGAUCGUGCACCAUGCUGCCAUAUAUUUAAGAGUAUAA
Grammomys surdaster is the source of this 437-nucleotide messenger RNA. RefSeq names its product cytochrome P450 2J6-like. The record is from RefSeq and is a predicted model, not a curated record. The transcript is spliced from 3 exons. The annotation marks the transcript as partial. Gene Ontology annotation, molecular function: oxidoreductase activity, acting on paired donors, with incorporation or reduction of molecular oxygen, reduced flavin or flavoprotein as one donor, and incorporation of one atom of oxygen; iron ion binding; heme binding. Gene Ontology annotation, biological process: xenobiotic metabolic process. Gene Ontology annotation, cellular component: intracellular membrane-bounded organelle; cytoplasm. Lineage: Eukaryota; Metazoa; Chordata; Mammalia; Rodentia; Muridae.